GCUUUUGAUCUCACCUGUUUUCCUCAUAGUUGGGUGAACACUCGGGGUUAUAUCUUUCCAGAGGUGGUGUGCAAAGAACUUGACGAGGUCACCUAUAAUAGAAUGAUGACUUUUGCACUUUCCGCUAUCGAAAAUAUCAAUAACCAGACUGCCUACUCCAAGACUGAUGCCACCACCAAUGGCAGAAUGUACAAGUUAGUGGGUAUAAACAAGGCUGCUAUUGAUUCACCCAAUGUUGUUCUUUUGUCCAUGACUGUUGAGGAGAUUGUCCCUGAUGGUUCCACUGUUGAUGCUCCCAGAACAGAAACUAUUGUGGCACAAGUGUAUCCUGAUUAUGAUGCUGCUAAGGAUAAAAAAGUUUUAGAUUGGAUGUUUUAUCAGGGCUCGAGUAAAGAUGAGAUGACUGACAAAAAUGACACCCGUAUCCUUGUCCUGGCCCCCUAUGAG
Molecule: messenger RNA, 447 nt
Organism: Striga hermonthica
Lineage: Eukaryota; Viridiplantae; Streptophyta; Magnoliopsida; Lamiales; Orobanchaceae
Source: the annotation of a GenBank genome assembly